Messenger RNA from Ornithodoros turicata, 1077 nucleotides. Its product is annotated as pyridoxal kinase-like. The transcript has a single exon. The record is from RefSeq and is a predicted model, not a curated record. The coding region runs from base 107 to 1015 and encodes 302 amino acids. Gene Ontology annotation, cellular component: cytosol. Lineage: Eukaryota; Metazoa; Arthropoda; Arachnida; Ixodida; Argasidae. Gene Ontology annotation, biological process: pyridoxal 5'-phosphate salvage. Gene Ontology annotation, molecular function: pyridoxal kinase activity.
UGCACAUGCAUCUCAAACAGAAGUAUAAACACGGCCAUUUUUGUGCGAGGAAGAAGACGAAGCAAGGAAAUACGUGCAUUCCGUCAGCAGGUACAGAAGCAGCACGAUGAUAUCUAUCCAGGACUGCCGCAUAUUGUCCAUACAAAGCCACGUCGUGUCCGGCUACGUGGGCAACAAGUGUGUCACUUUUCCUCUGCAGAUCCUUGGAUUCGACGUGGACACCAUCGACACGGUACAGUUCUGCAACCACACGGGCUACCCCGUAUGGAAGGGCGUCGUAUCGGACACGGAAGACAUGGAGCUGCUCUUAGAGAAACUCGACUUUUCGGCCUACACGCACGUCAUGACCGGGUACGGCUCUUCAUACAGCCUGCUAGAGCGUGUUCGCGACUUAAUCGCAGAAAUGAAACGCACCAACCCCGAGAUUGUGUACGUCUGUGACCCGGUCAUGGGCGACAACGGUUUCCUGUAUGUUCCGGCGGAGAUCGUCCCACUCUACAAGAAGGACCUCCUUAAAAUGGCCGACAUCGUGACGCCCAACCAGUUCGAAGCGGAGCUCCUCACCGGUAUACAGAUUAAGGACGAAAGCAGUGCUCUGGACGCGAUGGAAGCAUUGCAUGUCAUUGGGGCUACAUCGGUGGUCAUUACGUCUUCUACGGUGGAUGGAAACUCGGGCACUCUGGUCGUCUUCGCUAGCAAGCGCACGGGCGAUCGCAUGACCUCCCUGCGCGUUGACGUUCCUCGGAUCGACGCGCAUUUCUGCGGUACGGGGGACCUCUUCUCGGCGGUGCUCGUCGGCUGGAUGACAAAGUCCAAUAAUAAUCUCAGAGUGUCCGUGGAGAAAGCUGUGUCCACGAUACAGGCUGUGCUGAAGAAGACGUACAGACAUGCUCAUAACAUGCACUGCGAGCCGGAACUAAAGUAUAGCAGCUAUGAACUUGAACUUCGCCUGGUGCAGAGCAAAGACGAAAUCGAAGAACCACCCCAGAGUUUCAAAGCGGUAGCUCUCACGUAGGUUUCCCAAAAUUCUUUUGUCAUGUUACGAAAACUGCAGCGCAAAUAAAGCUACUAAUUGCA